Funneliformis caledonium is the source of this 312-nucleotide messenger RNA. The record is from the annotation of a GenBank genome assembly. Lineage: Eukaryota; Fungi; Glomeromycota; Glomeromycetes; Glomerales; Glomeraceae.
UACAGAAACAGUCCCGCCAUCUACUUCACUGAUAUCGCUAGAAGAAUCUUCGGAUUCAAAAACUGUGGAAAUACUUCAGGACCAGCAAGAGAACAAAGAAGCUCGAUCGCAUAAAAAGAAAGAAGUGGAAAAUAUCGUGCAAGAUGUAUUUGAUUUCACCGUGGAUAAAUCUGAUAAAAAUCACAUGACAAAUUUUUCGCUUACGGCCCAGGACCCUUGGGAGAAGAUAUUCAGAGAAACUUUUGAGAAGGAUGGGAUAGAGAAAGAAAGGGAGAACAAAGCGUCAUCAAAUGUAGUAACUCCAGCUAAGGG